Molecule: messenger RNA, 6687 nt
Organism: Hippoglossus stenolepis (Pacific halibut)
Lineage: Eukaryota; Metazoa; Chordata; Actinopteri; Pleuronectiformes; Pleuronectidae
Gene: pcxb
Product: pyruvate carboxylase b
Exons: 27
Coding region: 506-4054 (1182 amino acids)
Biological process (GO): pyruvate metabolic process; gluconeogenesis
Cellular component (GO): cytoplasm
Molecular function (GO): ATP binding; metal ion binding; pyruvate carboxylase activity
Source: RefSeq, a predicted model, not a curated record
GGGAGAGAGAGAGAGAGAGAGAGAGAGAUUAACAUUGAGUAGGAGGCAGGCGCAGUAGCAGACUCCUAUAUCCGCCUGACGGAGACGGACGGUGCCAGCUGCUAGCUACGUUAGCAACUAGCUUCAGAGUCGUAGCACGUUUGCUACAUAUGAGCAAGAGAGAGAGAGAGAGAGAGAGAGAGAGAGAGUGUGCGCGUGUGUGUCGACGCUUUGAGAGCGCGCCUGGCCGUCCCGAAGUCACCCCUGUGUGUGUGUGCGCGUGCAAAAGUGUGUGUAUGUGUGUGUAAACCCAAGGAUCUCCCUCUUCCUCUCUGCAGCGUGUCUGUCAUUGAGUGUGUGUGUGUGUGAGUGUCAGUGAGUGUGAGUGUGUGUGUGAGGUUAGCAGGAAAAGUAGCACACGCACGCACCCAUAUAAACACAGCGUGACAGUCGACUGUUUACACUCGGUGUCCGGUGACUUGACAGCGGAUUCGCAUCACUUACCGACACCGGCGCAAGAGGCAGCAUGAUGUUGUUAAGAUGCGCUGCGGUCCAAGGCGGCCUCAGCCUGUUGGCCGUGAGGCGCGUGUGUCUUCUCUCCCGCUUCGCCCACUCGGCCCCGCAGAAAAUCGAGUAUCGACCAAUCAAGAAGGUCAUGGUGGCCAAUAGAGGUGAGAUAGCUAUCCGUGUGUUCAGAGCCUGCACUGAACUGGGGAUUCGAACCGUGGCCGUUUACUCUGAGCAGGACACUGGACAGAUGCACAGGCAGAAGGCGGACGAGGCUUACCUGAUCGGGAAAGGCCUGGCCCCUGUCGCUGCCUACCUGGACAUCCCUGACAUCAUCAAAGUAGCCAAGGACAACAAUGUGGAUGCUAUCCACCCAGGCUACGGUUUCCUCUCUGAGCGUGCAGACUUUGCUCAGGCCUGCGCUGACGCAGGGGUGAUGUUUGUUGGCCCGAGCCCAGAGACGGUCCGUAAGAUGGGGGACAAGGUGGAGGCUCGCUCCCUGGCCAUCAGUGCAGGUGUACCUGUGGUCCCAGGAACUAAUUCCCCCAUCUCCUGCCUGCACGAUGCGCAGGUGUUUGCCCAAACGUACGACUUCCCCAUCAUCUUCAAAGCAGCCUUUGGUGGAGGUGGCCGAGGGAUGAGGGUGGUCAGGGAGUACGAGGAACUCGAGGAGAAUUACCAGCGGGCCUACUCGGAAGCCCUGUCGGCAUUCGGGAAUGGAGCUCUGUUUGUCGAGAAGUUUAUUGAAAAGCCGCGACACAUCGAAGUACAGAUCCUCGGUGAUAAGUACGGUAAUGUCAUCCACCUCUACGAGAGAGACUGCUCCAUUCAGCGGAGACACCAAAAGGUGGUGGAGAUUGCGCCGGCCUUCCAGCUGGACCCUCAUCUGAGAGACAGACUUCACGCUGAUGCCGUCAACCUGGCCAGACAGGUGGGAUAUGAGAACGCUGGGACCGUGGAGUUCCUGGUGGACAAACAUGGCAAACACUUCUUCAUCGAAGUCAACUCCCGACUCCAGGUUGAACACACAGUCACAGAAGAAAUCACAGAUGUGGACCUGGUGCAUGCCCAGCUGCGUGUGUGUGAGGGCCGCAGCCUGCCGGAGCUGGGCCUCAAACAAGACAAGAUCAGGGUGAACGGCUGCGCCAUCCAGUGCAGAGUGACGACGGAAGACCCGUCCAGAGGCUUCCAGCCAGACACCGGCAGGAUUGAGGUCUUCCGAAGCGGCGAAGGCAUGGGCAUCCGUCUGGACAGCGCCUCGGCCUUCCAGGGCGCCGUCAUCUCGCCCCACUACGACUCCCUGCUGGUGAAAGUCAUCGCCAGCGGGAAGGACCUGCAGACAGCGUCCUCCAAGAUGAGCCGUGCCCUGGCCGAGUUCAGAGUACGAGGGGUCAAGACAAACAUCCCGUUCCUCCAGAAUGUGCUGUCCAACCACCAGUUCCUCCACUCCACCGUGGACACCCAGUUCAUCGACGAGAACCAGGAACUGUUCAACCUCAAACCCACUCAGAACCGAGCCCAGAAGCUCCUGCACUACCUGGGUCAUGUGAUGGUAAAUGGACCAACUACACCCCUUCCUGUCAAGGCUAAGCCCUCCUCCAUAGACCCUGUCCUCCCUCCUGUCACCAUGGGCGACCCUCCAGUAGGUUUCCGCGACGUGCUGCUGCGCGAUGGUCCCGAAGGAUUCGCCAAGGCCGUGCGCGCCCACAAAGGUCUGCUCCUGAUGGACACCACGUUCCGGGACGCUCACCAAUCGCUCCUGGCAACCAGGGUUCGGACCCACGACCUGAAAAAGAUCUCGCCAUUCGUCAGCCACAACUUCAGCAACCUUUACAGCUUGGAGAACUGGGGAGGUGCCACCUUCGACGUGGCCAUGCGCUUCCUGUCAGAGUGCCCAUGGAAGCGGCUCCAGGAGCUGAGAGCUUUGAUCCCAAAUGUCCCUUUCCAGAUGCUGCUGAGAGGGGCCAACGCUGUGGGCUACACCAACUACCCUGAUAACGCUGUUUUCAAGUUCUGCGAGGUGGCCAAGGAGAACGGAAUGGACAUCUUCCGCGUUUUUGACUCCCUGAACUACCUGCCGAACAUGCUGCUGGGCAUGGAGGCUGCCGGAUCCGCAGGCGGCGUCGUGGAGGCCGCCAUCUCGUACACGGGCGACGUGUCUGACCCAAUGCGGCAGAAGUACUCCCUGGACUACUACUUGAAACUGGCAGAUGAGCUCGUCAAAGCUGGAACCCACAUCCUGUGUAUCAAGGAUAUGGCCGGCCUGCUGAAGCCAGAGUCCAGCAAGCUCCUGGUCCGCGCUCUGAGAGAGCGUUUCCCAGAUGUGCCCAUCCAUGUGCACUCACACGACACAGCUGGAGCCGCUGUAGCCGCCAUGCUGGCCUGUGCCGAGGCUGGAGCUGACGUAGUUGAUGUGGCUGUGGACUCUAUGGCUGGUAUGACUUCUCAGCCCAGCAUGGGAGCCAUAGUGGCCUGUGCCAAGGGGACUGAGCUUGACACUGGCAUCGCUCUGGAGAAAGUGUUUGACUACAGUGAGUACUGGGAAGUAGCCAGAGGCCUGUAUGCUCCGUUCGACUGCACCGCCACCAUGAAGUCAGGAAACGCUGACGUCUACGAGAACGAGAUCCCAGGAGGACAGUACACCAACCUCCACUUCCAGGCUCAUAGUAUGGGACUGGGGAAUAAAUUCAAGGAGGUGAAGAAGGCCUACACUGAAGCCAACAAACUACUAGGGGACCUCAUUAAGGUGACACCGUCCUCAAAGAUCGUGGGUGACCUGGCUCAGUUCAUGGUGCAGAACAACCUGACGCGGGCGGAAGUGGAGGAGAGAGCAGACGAGUUAUCCUUCCCCCUCUCUGUGGUGGAGUUCCUGCAGGGACACGUCGGGAUACCACAUGGCGGAUUCCCCGAGCCCUUCAGAUCUAAGGUGCUGAAGUCUCUCCCCCGUAUCGAGGGUCGUCCCGGUGCCUCGCUUCCACCUCUGGACUUCAAGGCCCUGGAGGAGGGGCUGCGAGCUGCACACGGCGACGAGAUCACCCCCGAGGAUGUGAUGUCAGCCGCCAUGUACCCCAAGGUGUUCCAGGAGUUCAAGGACUUUACAUCUAACUUUGGCCCAGUGGAUUGUCUAGGCACCAGACUGUUCCUGGAUGGACCCAAGAUCGCAGAGGAGUUUGAGGUGGAGCUGGAGAGAGGGAAGAUCCUCCACAUCAAGGCGCUGGCACUGGGUGACCUGAACAAGGCCGGUCAGAGAGAGGUCUUCUUUGAGCUGAACGGACAGCUGAGAUCUGUGCUGGUUAAAGACACCCUCGCCAUGAAGGAAAUGAAGUUCCAUCCCAAGGCCCAGAAAUCUAUCAAGGGUCAAGUGGGAGCACCCAUGCCUGGAAAAGUCCUGGAGGUCAAAGUGGAGGUCGGAUCCAAGGUGGAGAAGGGUCAGCCGCUGUGUGUCCUCUCAGCCAUGAAGAUGGAGACCGUGGUCAACUCCCCGAUGGCCGGGACCAUUAAGGUAGUCCAUGUCACGACUGACUCCUCCCUGGAGGGAGAUGACCUGAUACUGGAGAUCGAGGAGUAAAGAAAGAGAGAGAGAGAUGGAGGGAGGGGGAGGUUAGACAAUCUGAUGUGGGAAAUUGUGAGAGGUUGACACUGUGGGGGGUGCAGGGGUGGGGCGGGACAGGAACCCUUCAAAGACAGAUCUCUUCUGUGGGUGUGCAGGACAUUUCAACCUCCAGUUUGUAUAUAUUGUGUUCAGUUACCCCUGACACACAAAAGAAGCACAGCUCCCACACGCCCUGAUGUGAUGUGUGUAAAGAGUUAAUAUGAUGAUCCUAUUAAUUCAUUUGAUGGGAACUCCUGAUAAUCUCCAAGUUAAUUCCUGAGAUGUGGUGAUACGUUCCAAACAAAAUAUCACUGUCAAGUUGUUGAAAAAAACAUAUUUUAGAAUAAUAUACUCACUUAAUAGUCUUAAAUGUGAUGUACGACAAUAAGCUAAUCAUGUGUAACAUCUAGUUUCCAUUUCUAUGCUGUGGAUGUUACCUAAGAUAUUAAAAGUGAAACUAUAAUAAUGACAACUAAAUGUUUUUCUUCGUAGUCAGUAGGAUUCAGGCUGAGGAUUGUUUUACCAAAUCAUUUCUUCAUAUGGGAACAAGACAUCAAUCAUAUCACUGACUUUAGUCUCUGCAUUCUGGGAAUGUAAGAUCACGUUUAGACUCAAAUUCACUUUUGUAUGGGCACAAACUUCAGAAGGUCACACGGGGAGUGAAGAAAAAAAAACAAUCACAUUAUUUUGUCCAACCUGCUUUAAAUGAUAAAUAUGUGAUUAAUAUUUUCACAAUAAGAGCACAACAAAGCAUAUGGCACUACUUCCCAUCGACAUGGAUACAGUUAAACAUGCCAGAAUGUUAGAUAUUGUAUCAAAGGGGAAAAUUUAUCCUGUUAAUGUCUCACUAGUAUUAUGAAAUGAUAUUUAAACAAUCUGUGCUUAUGUUUAAAAUGUUUCCCCACUUGCGUCUGUCUUUGAAAUCCCGAACCAGAGGCAAGUUGUCACCAGAGAGUUUAAAUGAAGCUGCAGGCCACAGUGGAAACACCCACACUGGAUCACAGAUGUGAUUUUUACAAAGUAACUUGGUUUAAAUGUGUCUGUCUUAAUCCGAAGGCAGCGGUAAGGUGGCCCGACUAAACCAGUGGGGCUCAAUCAGAGACUUCAAGUGGCUUCACGGGCCUUUUAAAUCGUGUGAUGUUGGAAAAGUUGUGAGAGGAGUCGUUCCGCUCUCUCUCCUCAGCACCAGGCAGAGAUCAUGGGGAAUGGUCUUCUGUCUGUGUGGGGAUUUUGAUGCAGGUGUAAAUGGGAUUACAUGCUGGUGUAAUGGAGGCAUGUGGUGGUAUUUUCUGAGCCUCUGCUGAUUAAUUCUGUCAAAUGAUGUGAAAUUAGCCGGACUAAUAAGAGACUCUCGAGACGCCCAGUAGAAGCUCUCGGCUUUAUAUUUCUCAUGCGUGUUUGCAUAAAUGAGUCUGUGUUGAAGCAAAUUUCCAGACAAAACUGACGGGUCCCUGUAACGUUGCACCAUCGUAGCUGAAAUAUUCAGACACACGCACUGAUGCAAAACAUUCACACCAACACUCCUCGCCCUUGAGUGCUGCCUGGAUCAAAACCUACCACUACAUCUCCAUAGUAACACUAUUUAACAGCAAUGCAGCGGCGGCCCUGUUCUGUUGUCAGAUGAGGUUGUUAAAUACUAAAAUUAAACUCAGAAGAUCAGACUCCGCUAACGUCACGUUUCAACUCCCUGCCAGUCAAACUGAAUGUUCUGUGACCAGAGAACGUAGACAACCCAGAACAGACAACAGCUUCUUUUUCCAGAACGCCUGUGCGACUGGGACAGGCCACAUUGAUCGAGACACACAAUUGAACUUGAAUCGGUUUGUUCUCGACUGGAUCGCUUCCUGAUUUUUUUUUGCACCAUUACCUCUGAGAAUGUGUCCCCUUUUGAACUAUGCAUCGAUACCGAGCAGCGACGCCACACUUAAUUAGAACACUGGCAUGUCUCCUCGCUCUCCCAGCCGGCCGCUAUGCCUCGCUGUCCCUCCUGGCUGCAACAUUCGGUGUGGGUCUAUGAAUGAGAGGUUUAAUGUACUGGUCCUUCCUGCUCUCCUUUUUGUUUUUAGCUCAUCUCAUUUAUCUGCUUUUCCUCUCCAUCGCCCUCCCAUCCACUGUGUAAAUUUGCACAUGUAAGAUGUUGGUAUCAACUCAUGCAAUAAUGUAAACUGUACUGCAGUGUUUCUCUAUGUCUUAGCCAGCCGCAAUUCCAAUAACUGUGCUUAUGACAAUGUACUACAAUUUAGUGUCUGGGGGAUUAGAAAAAGUAGAUGGAAAGUUAAUUGUCAGAGCGGGGGAUGUUUCUGGAGCUCAUCUAGAGGUUAACUGUCAUGUAGAGAAUGAACAUUUCUUUCAUUUGUGUGUUUUUAAGAAUGCAACCAAACUGUUUAUUUACUCAAUGUUGAAUUUCUGUCAAAUUCUUUUGUUUCUAAAUCAUAGUUUGAAAUCUUCAUUUGAAUUUCAUCAAUUUAAUUUACUGAUGUAGUUUACAUUUGUGGUAAAAGUUGUUCAAGGAGAGGAGAGCACAAAAAAGGGAAACUAAUACUAUUAAAUGAAAGCAACAGUUGUUGUUGUUCUGUCUGUACUUACAAAAAUAAAGUUAACUAACUGAA